Messenger RNA from Plasmopara halstedii, 1191 nucleotides. Its product is annotated as homoserine o-acetyltransferase. Lineage: Eukaryota; Oomycota; Peronosporomycetes; Peronosporales; Peronosporaceae. The record is from RefSeq and is a predicted model, not a curated record. The transcript has a single exon. Gene Ontology annotation, biological process: L-homoserine metabolic process. The coding region runs from base 1 to 1191 and encodes 396 amino acids. Gene Ontology annotation, molecular function: homoserine O-acetyltransferase activity.
AUGCUAUGCCGUACACUGAGCCGCGUCUCACGUGGCGUUUCUUCUCCUCUGAUCACUCGGCGGUUCUCUCUUGUCGACGAAAUCUCGAAUAGUCAAUUUAUUGAGGAUGAAUAUAGUGACAAUGUCCAUUCAACGUGUGUAUCGGGUGUGUACCAGCUGCCUGGAACGCUAGAAUUGGAAAAUGGCGCCAUUCUUGAAGCUCCAGCAGUGGCUUAUACUACAUAUGGCAAGCUUAAUACUACGCGGGAUAAUGUUCUUGUACUGUGUCAUGCUCUUACGGGUCAUUCGCUAGUGCAUCAAUACUGGAAUGCUAUGGUCACUCCAUUGUGGACAGAGAAGUAUUAUAUCGUCUGUAGUAAUGUCUUAGGCUCGUGUUACGGUAGUACAGGUCCCACAUCAAUCAAUCCACUUACAAGACGUACGUAUGGCCCGGACUUUCCAGCUGUGACAUUGCGCGACGCCAUUGCGUUGCAGCGACGAUUAUUAGAGGAUGGUCUAGGUGUGCGUCAAGUUCAGGCUGUGAUUGGUGGUUCGUUAGGUGGUAUGCAAACACUGGAAUGGGCAUUUCAAGGAUCAGAUUAUGUAAAAAGUUUUGUUGCUAUUGCAUGUGGAGCGCAGCAUUCGGCGUGGCAGAUUGGCAUUAGUGAAUUGCAGCGGCAAGCUAUUUAUAUGGAUCCUAAUUUUUGUCAUGGUCACUAUAGUUCAAACAGUCCUCCUAAUGCUGGUAUUGCGCUAGCUCGCCAGAUUGCCAUGGUUAGCUACCGUUCUCAUACCGCUUAUGUCAAUAAAUUUGGUCGUUGCCAGGAAGAACCAAUUCUUAGUGACAAGUUGACCACGAAGUACGGAAGAUUUGUGGUACAGUCGUAUCUCAAGUAUCAGGGUGAGAAGUUUUUGUCUCGCUUUGACGUCAACUCGUACCUGACUUUACUUCAUAUGAUGGACACACAUGACAUUGGACGUGGUCGUGGUGGUGUCGAUCAGGCGCUAAGCACAUUGUCCCAACCAUCGCUGGUCAUUGGCGUUGACUCGGAUGUACUGUAUCCUUUAUCUGAGCAGCAGGAAAUUGCUGACGGAUUGGUCAAUUCGAAGCUCAAGGUCCUUUCGUCACCUCACGGUCACGACAGCUUUUUGCUUGGCCAGAAGGAAAUAAGUGAGCUAACAAGAAAGUUUUUGAUUGAAAAUGUGGAGUGA